Mya arenaria is the source of this 1792-nucleotide messenger RNA. Its product is annotated as serine/threonine-protein kinase nekl-2-like. Lineage: Eukaryota; Metazoa; Mollusca; Bivalvia; Myida; Myidae. Gene Ontology annotation, molecular function: ATP binding; protein kinase activity. The transcript has 11 exons. The record is from RefSeq and is a predicted model, not a curated record. Bases 42 to 1724 code for a protein of 560 amino acids. Gene Ontology annotation, biological process: protein phosphorylation.
AAUACCGCGGGAAAAUUUGACAGCUGAUCUUUCCUCGGAGAAUGACGACCAAGUACCGGCGACUGUGUGAGCUGGGAUCUGGGUCAUUUGGGAAGGCUUGGUUGGUCAAGGAUGUUACCACUGGACACGAGUGUGUCUCCAAGGAAAUACAGAUUGCCGGGCUAAGUGAGAAGGAAAUGGGUCAGUGUGUUACGGAGGUUUGGAUGUUGAGCAUCUGUAAACAUAUCAACAUAGUGAGGUACAUUGAGGCGUUUGUGGCUGACCGGUGUCUUCAUAUUGUCAUGGAGUAUGCCAACGGAGGUGAUUUAGGCCAACGGAUCUCAGAAAGACAGAAAAUUGGACAUUUAUUUAGAAAAGAGACAGUGUUAGACUGGUUUGUGCAGAUUUGCCUAGCCCUGGAGUACAUCCACAGCAAACGAUUCCUACAUAGAGACCUAAAACCCCAGAAUGUGUUUCUGACUACGAGCGGUGUGGUUAAACUUGGCGAUUUCGGCAUAGCUCGCCAUUUGAUUCAUGAGGACUUGGCGUCAACUAGAAUCGGCACACCGCUGUAUAUCAGUCCGGAGAUUUGCAAGGGAAAACUUUAUGAUGCUAAGAGUGAUAUGUGGGCAGCGGGCUGCCUUCUAUACGAGAUGUGUGCGCUCCAUGUGCCCUUUAGGGCGGCUAACUUUGAUGCACUGGUCGGCAAAAUACUCGCUGUAGAGUUUGCUCCCCUACCCAGCCAGUUCCAUGGAAUGAUCCAGACUCUUCUGUCUAAACUGCUUGUACUGGACCCUGGAGAUCGAUUUUCUGCAAAACAAGUCCUUGACAUUCCCGAGCUGGUUACCAUGGUUACAAAACUAAGAAAAAAGAAUACCGACUACAGAAAAGAAGUGUCCGCUUACCACAAUAUACGUCCCAGGUCGUCAAGUGUCCCGGGAUUGAGUACAAGGAAAAACGCUAAUAUGUUGAAAGAAUGUGCACUAAACUUGGAGAGGAUGAAAAUGGAAGCGGGCUCCAUGAAUAAGUUUGAUGAAGAUAAUGUAAAUGUGGGGAAUGGAGUGAGUAAUGAUAAUGUCAGGAGUAAAGAGGAGGAUGGUUAUGAUAUGUAUAAGCAUAAUAGGGAAUGCUCGGAUGUAAAUGGCAAUGUCUCAAUGGAGCAAAGUCCCAAAGAUCUCAACACUGCUGCUUGUGGGAAUAGUAAUAUACAGAAUAAGUGUGGAUCCAGAACCUACACGGUGAAAGACUCCAUACUGAGGAAGCUAUCUGCUGUGUCCCCCAGAUUGUCAGAGACUGUUCGACGUCAGAGGUUCUCACUGUCUGUAAGUGAGGCUCUGGAUGCUAGGAAAAAGUCAGAGAGUGGCUGUUUUACUACUAAGGGAGGCAACUGUGAUAGUGAGGAUGAGGUUUUCUCCCCUGCCCCAGAAGCCCCAAGGAGACAGCCAUUAGACUCUAGAACUUACUCUGUUGAUUCAUCAGUUGCCAGCUCCGUUCUUAUCAAAGAUUCUAUAAACCACAGCUUGCUUACUGCUCUAAGCUUGCUGAACCACAAUAGAGAUGGUGCCAGGAAUUCCUUGAUGCUGGACUUAAAUCGUUUCCUUGGAAACAGUGAGGCAAAGAGAGUUAUGGACAAUGUGAAAAGACUGGUGGUUGAAGGUGGCCAAGGUUUGGACACUCUGAAAACUGUGAUUGGUAAAAUUGACUUGGAACUGUUGCCAAUAAUUUGUUUGAUCAUAUCGAUUUGAUUUGAGAUCAUUAUUAAAUUAUUUAUUAAAAUGUUGUCGAGUGUUUAUGAAACUUAAUAUUGUAAGCA